AUGUCGACCAACCGUUCACCGCGCGUCAACAAGACGCUUAUGGCCAAGUACUCAGGGCAGACAGUCAGGCUCAUCGCCAAAUUAAUCUCGCUCAAAGAUGAUACCGCUAUUGUGGAGACCUCAGAUGGAGGACAAGUUGAAGUGAAGCUGCUUAGGAACUUCAGCCAUGGAAGCACGUAUCUAGAGGUGAUUGGCCAAGUCCAGGAUGAGCGAACAAUCAAAAUGGUUGGCUGUGUUAGCUUGGGGGAUGAUGUUGACAUGAAGCUCGUGGACCAGAUUGUGCAAAUAUGGCACGAUUCGAGGUUUGCUAAGGUGUUCUGA
Molecule: messenger RNA, 321 nt
Organism: Dichomitus squalens LYAD-421 SS1
Lineage: Eukaryota; Fungi; Basidiomycota; Agaricomycetes; Polyporales; Polyporaceae
Product: replication factor A protein 3
Exons: 4
Coding region: 1-321 (106 amino acids)
Biological process (GO): double-strand break repair via homologous recombination; nucleotide-excision repair; DNA replication
Cellular component (GO): nucleus; site of double-strand break; DNA replication factor A complex
Molecular function (GO): damaged DNA binding; single-stranded DNA binding
Source: RefSeq, a predicted model, not a curated record